UGGGACGGGAAGUGGCGGCUCGUUCCGCGCCUUUUCCGGUGCCGCCGAGACCGGGGACUGGAGCGAAGCGGACGCGGGCGGUGAGGGAGAGGCUGGCCGGCUUGGUAGACACUCACUCACUCUUCAGGUAACGUGGUGAGAGAACAACAACCCGCGCGGUUGGCGGGAGCUGCUGCAUUGAGGAGUGACUGUGCUGUGAGCCGUUACGGAGCAGGGAAGCCUGACUCAAUGACCUCUGCUGGGAGUGCGGAGACGCUGCUGUAGUUGGGCGGCUGGAGGGAGGCCGGGCUUCACACGGUCACCGACAGCUGCUGCACCGAACUGCCGAUCCGAGAGACCUCCGAAACGGGCGGCCAGAACAACUUGGCUGCUUUUGAGGCCUUUACCGUUAGCCCGGGCCAGGCCCCCUCGGUCGGCCAGCUCCAUCUGCCUCUCGCUGCCGCGGUCUCUUAUGUACUUUCUGGAAGAUGGGAAAGGUCCUGUCGAAGAUAUUCGGGAACAAGGAGAUGCGUAUAUUGAUGCUUGGACUUGACGCCGCUGGUAAGACCACCAUCCUGUACAAAUUGAAACUGGGUCAGUCUGUCACCACCAUCCCCACUGUGGGCUUUAAUGUGGAGACAGUGACUUAUAAAAACGUCAAGUUCAAUGUUUGGGACGUGGGUGGUCAGGACAAAAUCCGGCCACUCUGGCGGCACUACUACACCGGGACCCAGGGAUUAAUAUUUGUGGUAGACUGUGCCGACAGGGAUCGGAUAGACGAGGCCAGGCAAGAGCUUUUGCGCAUCAUCAAUGACCGGGAGAUGAAAGAAGCAAUCAUUCUGAUAUUUGCAAAUAAGCAAGAUUUAGCCGAAUCCAUGAAGCCGCAUGAAAUUCAAGAGAAACUGGGUUUGACCCGCAUCCGGGAUAGAAAUUGGUAUGUGCAGCCGUCCUGUGCCGUUUCAGGAGAUGGACUAUUUGAAGGUCUUACGUGGCUAACGUCCAAUUACAAAUCUAAAUGAACAUACAGACUGUUUUAGACAAAAAUAUCAGUUGCCUCGGAAAAUCUACCGAAAGUAAUCUUGACUCUACUAAUCACCUGUUUGCAUUUCUUUGUCUAGUUUGGCUUUGCUUUAGAACGUUUUCAUAUAAAUGCGCUGAACUAACCUUAAACGAUAAUCAAAUGUUAAGUAUUUUGAAAGGUCUUUCUUUAAACCAUUUGCUAUUAUUUGAAUUACUUCCUCUUUCUGUAUUCGAUUUGGGCUUUUCAACACUUUAUACUCCAGUUUCGAGUUGUUCCUUUUUACUGCCUUGCUGUAGAUCGCCGGUUUUACGUUCAUGAAAAGCUACGAUGUUGGCUCUCUUUCAAUUAGUAAACUUAAAAUUUAUUUGAA
Chiloscyllium plagiosum (whitespotted bambooshark) is the source of this 1370-nucleotide messenger RNA. RefSeq names its product ADP-ribosylation factor 6-like. Gene Ontology annotation, molecular function: GTPase activity; GTP binding. The record is from RefSeq and is a predicted model, not a curated record. NCBI's taxonomy places the organism in Eukaryota, Metazoa, Chordata, Chondrichthyes, Orectolobiformes, Hemiscylliidae.